Messenger RNA from Exaiptasia diaphana, 3636 nucleotides. Its product is annotated as receptor-type tyrosine-protein phosphatase epsilon. The transcript is spliced from 13 exons. NCBI's taxonomy places the organism in Eukaryota, Metazoa, Cnidaria, Anthozoa, Actiniaria, Aiptasiidae. Gene Ontology annotation, molecular function: protein tyrosine phosphatase activity. The record is from RefSeq and is a predicted model, not a curated record. The coding region runs from base 57 to 3287 and encodes 1076 amino acids. Gene Ontology annotation, biological process: protein dephosphorylation.
UCGCUSCUACAAUCAAACCUCCUUCACAAAAAGAGUAUAGASAGAAAAAAGGAGAAAUGCUGACUUUGGAUUGUGUAGCGGAAGGCAACCCAAUACCCACAAUCCUUUGGGARAAAGACAACACCUCGAUCAAGAGUAGUCCAUUCGUCAAGAUACAAGGCCCCUUGUUAGUCAUUGAAAAACUAAGGCCAGAUGAUGCUGGGGAAUACAAGUGCUUUGCUUCGAACAGUAAAGGGACUGACGUAAUGACAAUAGGAGUAAAAGUGCUGUAUAUUUCUGAUGUUAUAAUAGCAAUAUCCAAACGCGGUAGUGACAUUGCAACGGCUGUAGUGAAAGAGGGCGAUAAUGUCGACAUUACGUGUACGGCGGAGAGCUCCCCUCGACCUGUAAUAACUUUAAAGAAAAAUGGAGAAAGACUUCACAUCUCAUCUAUGCAGGAUCCUCUUGGGAAUCGAAGAUAUAAAAAAACCAUUUCGUUGUCCAAUGUUAAACGGAAAGUCAACGCUGGGAAGUACACUUGCACUGCGGAGAGUUCAGGAAAUACACCAAAGAAUUCAAGCAAAAUGCUGGAAAUUGAUUUUUCCAGUCCACCUACGUAUCCUCCUCCAAUGAAAUUGCGUAGAACGCCCGAGACUAUAUCCAUUCCAAUUCACAAGAUACGUUAUCUAAAGAACGGUAUGGAAGUCAAGUAUGUGCAAAUAGUAGUUUUAGAACUGCCCGAUGACSUUAUGCCAAAGCGGCCAUCCAAUGCCUUCAAAGACAAUGAGCUUGGUCCAUAUAAGGGCAAUAGAAGCAUUCCAUACAUAGCAGGCGUCAUGAACGUAGAUGACACCAAAGACUUUGUGAUAGGAGACGGCAAAACGUCCUUUAUGCGAGGGCGAGCAAGACGUCAGAUUGGAGGCUCUCAGAAGUAUCAUAACGUACCUCUUCGCCCAAACAAGUACUACACAGCUUUUCAACGCAUGGUCGCUAAAGACACCAUCAACUAUAACUCUUUACCAUGGAUCCAUCCCACUAAGACGAUACAGACACCCACCCACCAYCCCMCMCACAGUAAUWAUAACAUYAUYAUUGGCUGUGUGAUUGGUAUCUUGGUUAUWYUGAUUAUCGCUGUGGUUGCGUUUGCGAUUCAUUAUUACGUCAAAAAGAAGCGACAAAAUCAAUCGAUUCGUAGCGAGAAAUAUGAAAUUAACGGCAUGGGACCACUGGGGAAAAUGGCUCGUACUUUCUCAAUGCAUAUGGCAAGAAUAAACGAACACUACCACCCACCAAACCCAAUCCCCGUCGAUGAGUUCCCGCAGCAUGUCACGCGCAUGCACAAAAGCGGUGACAUGCUGUUUUCAACCGAAUACGAACGCAUACGCGACGACCACAGCAUUCCCGCCACUCAUAGCAUCGAUCCCAACAACCAAUGGAAGAACMGAUUCACUAAUAUCGUAACGUACGAUCAUAAUCGCGUCAAACUGAUUCCCUUYGAUGAUGAGCCGGCUUCUGACUACAUCAAUGCGAGCUAUAUUGAUGGUUACGAGGGGGUGACAUAUAUCGCCACACAAGGACCGCUGGAUGAAACKUGUGGAGAUUUCUGGCGCAUGGUGUGGGAACAGGAAACUAAAGUUAUUGUCAUGCUAACUAAUCUGCGAGAACGAGGUCGUCCCAAAUGCUUUCAAUACUGGCCUUCAUCCGGAUCAUUCAAAUUCGAAGGAGCUCUCGUCACAUUGGUKGAUCAAAUCGAGCUUUCUUCUCAUACAAUACGCGUGUUGCGUUUGUCAAUGUCGGAUUCGGAUGAGACUCGUUUAAUAAAGCAAUUCCACUUCACUAGUUGGCCUGAUCAUGGCGUCCCAAGGAGCGUAGCAUUUCUCUUGUCUUUUGUCCGAGAGACUGUCAGAGCAAACCCUUCCGAUGCAGGACCRAUGGUUGUGCAUUGCAGCGCYGGAGUCGGUCGUACCGGAACUUUCAUCGUAAUCGACACGAUGCUUCGACAAAUCGCUAAAGAAAAGACCGUCGAUAUCUUUCAUUACGUCAUUCAAUUACGCAAACAGCGUAAUCUAAUGGUGCAGACCGAACAACAAUACAUAUUCAUACACGAUGCUUUAUAUGACGUAAUAGUAAGUGGAGACACAGAGAUACAUGCAAGCAAGAUUAGGUCACAUGUCGAAGAUCUGACGGAGCUAACACAAGAAUCUGACGAACCAACAUUAGCGAAGGAGUUCCAACGAUUGCUUCUCGGAGUGAAACCCCGUUUAACGGCAUCCGAAGCCAAACAUUCAGCAAACAAACACAAAAAUCGUUACCACAACACGUUUCCUUACGACGAUACUCGCGUUCAACUGUCUGUCCAAGUGGCUGUUACUGGCUCGGAUUACAUUAACGCUAGCUUCAUCGACGGAUACAGAAAGAAGAAGGCCUUCAUUGCAACUCAAGCACCUCUGCCGGAGACGUUUUCUGACUUUUGGAGGAUGGUAUGGGAACAGGAAUGCUUUACGAUUGUCACUCUUGCUCAGGAAAUGGAAAAUACUAAGCAAAAAAUGGAUCGCUAUUGGCCAACUUCUCAUCCAAUCACGUACGGAAAUCUUCAAGUUGAAUUGAUAGAAGAAGAAAAGAAGGAAAGCUUUGAUAUUAGGGUUUUUAAAAUUACAAAUAACCAGGACGAGUCCAGUCGUUCUCUUCGACAGUAUCACUUCAUGGAGUGGACAUCUGAUGAYAUCACGGACUCUGAGAGCGGCCUAUUGAGUAUGAUUGGUGAGAUAGGAACAUGGCAACAAGAAUCAGGAAACCACGUAAUCACAGUACAUUGCAGUGCUGGCGUGGGUCGAACUGGUGUGUUCUGUGCUGUUUGUUCAUUGAUUGAAAGACUAAAAGCUGAAGCCCUCGUGGACGUCUUUACUACUGUCAAACUAUUACGAGAACAAAGACCAGCUAUGGUACAAACAAAGAUUCAGUACGAGUACUGCUACAGGGUACUACUCGUGUAUCUUGACAUGCACAGUUCUCUGGAGCAACUUCAAUCGUGUCCCGUGGACGUUGUUGAAUUACAAACAGCACGAACACCAACUAAAUCACUUGAUAGCGAUAAGGAAUGCAAUCACGUGACUUUUGAGCUUGCUGAACAUGACCAACAAGAAGUUGAGAGUGAURAUCAAACUGAGGAAAGCGAACCAAAUGGAAAUGAAAAAGAAACAGCGGAUAUGAACAAUGAAGAAAGUAGUGACAUGAUAGUUCAAGGUGGCGAUGUAGAGCCUGUGCCUUCAGUAUCAAUUGAAGAAAACAGUUCUACUGUCACUAAUUAAGUCCGAUUGAAUACAGAGGUGUCCGUAAUGCAGUGGUGUCCGUAAUAAAGAGGUUUCCGUUACCUAGACGAGCUAUAUGGCAUGUCUUAAUUUCUAUGGAAAUUUAUUCAAGAUGGCGACAGUUUUAUAUGUCUAUAUUUGUUAACAUUUCAGCUCGUAAAAUAUAAAUUUGAAUUAUUGUGAAAAACUAUACAUCAAGGAAAUAUUUCACUUUUAUCAUAUUAUAAUACUAACUUAUCAAUUAUAUUUUCAUUUGUAAAAUGUUUUAGAUGACUAAUUAAGUUAGUCACAAUCAAAGCUAAUUGUAGCUUCACCCGAGUGAACAACAAAAUUAAUGAUAAUUAGUAAU